This is a messenger RNA of Lucilia sericata (common green bottle fly), 1317 nucleotides long. RefSeq names its product extracellular superoxide dismutase [Cu-Zn] (gene Sod3). The transcript has 5 exons. Gene Ontology annotation, biological process: removal of superoxide radicals. Bases 219 to 953 code for a protein of 244 amino acids. NCBI's taxonomy places the organism in Eukaryota, Metazoa, Arthropoda, Insecta, Diptera, Calliphoridae. Gene Ontology annotation, molecular function: superoxide dismutase activity; copper ion binding. The record is from RefSeq and is a predicted model, not a curated record.
GUUUGUAUGAAUGGAAUGGAUUAAUUUAUAGCUGAUCUAAAGAAUGCUGCUCCAUUACCAUAAGAGAACAGUUGUAUUUUAGCUGUUGAAUUAAACGGUUGUAUUUUUAAAACUGAUCAAUCGUGUUCAUUAUUUAAAACGUAGUUAAAAAAAACUGAAAUUUUUUUGCAGAACAACAAAUAAAAUUAAAAACAAAAAAAUAUUAGAUAGGUAAAACAAUGAAUUCUUGGCAUUUACUAUCAACAAUUUUAGCCGUUUGUGCGGUAUCAGCUCUAGCAGCAGAGAAAAAUACACGUAUCGAGGCCAUUGCUUAUGUAUCGAGUCCCAAUAGCAAUCAAGUGAAUGGAAAUGUAACAUUCAUACAAAAUGCUUGUGGAGAAAAUGUCCAUGUUCGCGUUUUUAUAACCGGUUUAACUCCCGGAAAACAUGGUUUCCACGUUCAUGAGAAAGGAGACUUGACUAAUGGUUGCUUAAGCAUGGGUGGUCACUUUAAUCCUGACAAGAUGGAUCAUGGUGGUCCCAGUGAUGAAGUUCGUCAUGUUGGUGAUCUCGGUAAUAUUGAAGCGAAUGAAAAUGGUGUUGUCGAUACUACCUUUACAGAUCAUUUGAUUAGUUUAACCGGACCACGGACAAUUAUCGGACGUGGUCUAGUUAUACACGAUAAUGUUGAUGAUUUGGGUAAAACAACACAUCCUGAUUCGAAAAAGACUGGCAAUGCUGGCGGACGUGCUGCCUGUGGCGUUAUUGGUGUCAACCACAAUACUUCACCUAAUGCUGAUAUAUCAUGUUCUUCACCACCACAAUCAUCCCAAAAUCAACCAACAUUUUAUGUACCUCAUGACAAACCGCACGAUCAAGUUAUCUAUCCUCUAUUGUCUUCUGGCUAUCCAUAUCAUUAUCCUUAUCCACCUACAUACCAUUAUCCACAACCACAUCCCUAUUACUAUCGCUAAGUACCGGGAAAUGUUUUAAUUUCUUAAAGCACAUUGUCUAUUAGAUAUGUAACAGUUUUGAAAUCUAUAAUGAAAAUAUUAAAAUCCAUUUCUUACAGAUUUUUGGAACACACUGCGUCCUGUUCAGAUGAUAAUUAAAAUUUAUUAAUAUGUACUCUUAAACUAAAAUCCCUUUAAUUCCCAUAUCCUCAUCCUAACAUUAUUCUAAACAAUAUAAAUAUCUGUCAAAUCUGUCAAUGUCUUCAAUCGUUGUAGUGUUGUGUGUGUUAUCAAUAUUUCCUGUUUGAUUAAAAUAAAAAAAUUUACCAUAUUGCCAUCCCAUUUCUUGCAGAGUUGUUGAUGGCGUAUUACCUUGCACUGGUGG